AUGGUGAAGCCCAAGCGGCUCCCGCUGUACGAGUCGCCCCUAUCAUCCGCUGAUGAGCUUUCGGACGAUGAAUAUGUAGGUAGUGACGAUGUUUGCAGUGAGGACCUCAGUGAUACUGGUUCUGCGGGCGAGGGGAUAUACGAUGACUUGUUCUCGUCGGACGACGAGCCGGAGGAGCCAUACUGUGACCCAGACCCCACGCUGCGUUGGGACGUUUGGCAGAUCGACGACUUCAUCAUGAUCGAGACGCCCAACGAGAAGGAGGGCGGCAUCCCUAUCAGUAAGACCUUCGUCAGCGUGCUGUGGGAUUGGCGUCCGAAGCCUGCCAGCAAACGCUACCGCUCGUUGGAGCCGCUCGAGAAUAUUUUGGAGACUCACCGCGAGGAGUGCUGGGUGGCACUGCGCUUCAUGAACAGCAGGAUGGAGCACUUCCGCGAGUUUUGCAAGACUGACUGGUACGGCAGGGCCAUCAUUGCUGCGGGCGAGGACUACUCCUGCAUGUUUCGAGCUAUGACAGUUGCGGCCAACCUUCUUAAGCGCCCCAACCUGGUUCCGCAGAUGGUGAUCGAUGAUUUCUUCGCCGAGGCUAAGAGCAAGUUCGACGUGGACAUGAACCUGGGCUGCAAUUGGAAGCAGUUCACGGCUUUCCUGCGCAAGCUGCGCCAGCAUGGGACUGCGCUCAAGAUUAACGAGAUGAUAAAGAACAACUACGUCCAAGGAGGACGUCGCGGGCCGCGUGUUUGUGCUUCGCGUGGCGGACGGGGCCAGCGCAAGACCAUUAUCGACAAGGGCAAGGAGAAGCCUGUGGAGGAGUGUCGCUGGAUGAACUUCUUCGCAUUUGUGCGUCCGUUCAGAGUCUGGUAA
Messenger RNA from Phytophthora sojae, 864 nucleotides. RefSeq lists its product as hypothetical. The transcript has 2 exons. NCBI's taxonomy places the organism in Eukaryota, Oomycota, Peronosporomycetes, Peronosporales, Peronosporaceae. Bases 1 to 864 code for a protein of 287 amino acids. The record is from RefSeq and is a predicted model, not a curated record.